Messenger RNA from Lathyrus sativus (Indian pea), 723 nucleotides. The record is from the annotation of a GenBank genome assembly. NCBI's taxonomy places the organism in Eukaryota, Viridiplantae, Streptophyta, Magnoliopsida, Fabales, Fabaceae.
AUGUUUCACUACUUGCGUUCUUCCAUUUGCCAUGCUCGUGAAUCUCUUCUUUCUGGAUCGAAAACCACACUUCCAUCUCAUACUACCUUCUUGCGCGGAUAUGUCAGGAGAUUUUCUAGUGCAGGUUGGAGUUUGAGUGGGAGGAAUCAAAAUGAGAAUGUGAGUGCAAAUUCAAAUGCAAGUCUUCGUCCAGAUUUUCUGCGGGAUAUAGAAAAUAUGAACUCCAGAAGUGAGAACAAGGCUGAGACUGAUGGGAAUUUCAGGCGGAUGGACUUUGUGAGAGGAUCUAUAGAAGAAGAUGAAAAGGGUAUUAUGGGGAGUUAUCUAUACAACCAGUAUCAUUAUGAGCAUGAUGCUGAUUUUGUUCAUAUAAAGAUGUUGCGUAACAAUACCUUUGUUACGGUGACCGAUGCUAAAGGAAAUGUAAAACUUAGUGGCUCUGCUGGUUCCUUGAAAGACAUGAAAUCAGGACAAAAGCUUUCUAGGUAUGCAGCUGAAGCAACUGCAGAAGUGGUUGGACGAAGAGCUAGAGGUUUGGGGUUAAAGUCUGUUGUCAUGAAAGUCAAUGGAUUUACUCAUUUUCGAAGGAAAAGGCAAGCAAUAUUGAGCUGGAGGGAAGGGUUUACUGAUUCCCGAGGGGAUAAAAAUCCAAUUGUAUACAUUGAAGAUACAACUCGUCGUCCCCAUAAUGGCUGCAGGCUGCCAAAGAGCCGACGUAUCUAG